Nematocida homosporus is the source of this 585-nucleotide messenger RNA. RefSeq lists its product as uncharacterized. The record is from RefSeq and is a predicted model, not a curated record. The coding region runs from base 1 to 585 and encodes 194 amino acids. The transcript has a single exon. Lineage: Eukaryota; Fungi; Microsporidia.
AUGAGCGAUUGGGACUUUCUGCGUCGACCGGCCAAAGCUAAACCGGACCCUCCUGCCCCAAUAGUUGAUGAUUCACGUGUUGAGCUUAUUAAUCUCUUUGUGUCAUUUGGAGGUACUCAAAAAGUCUUUAGACUGCGUGAAAAUAGUAGUUUUAAGCCGAUCUAUGACUAUUAUGAAGACCAUUUUAAUGUUUCAGUGACUUUACGUCAUCAAGGCCUUGAAGUAUCAAAGUAUGCUAAAGUAGAUGUUUUAACUGGAGGAACUCAAACUUCUCUUUUCUUAGAGAUCUUUCCCCAGGAAAUUAACUCCGGCCCAAAUGAACCCACUCCAAUUCCGUACAAUAUUAGGUACAACCCCCGUUCAACUCUAACUAUCUAUCGUGAUUGUCAAACCACUAUUGGUCAGUUGGUUCUUAAAGCUCAAGAGGAGAUCAACCAUACUGCUAAAGUCCAGCUAUCCCCAUCCGUCUUUGUCUUUAAUGGUGACGUCUUGCCAGAUAAAGGUCGCAUUGAUGAUUAUCUCGAACCUGGCGAUCUUAUCGACUUAGUUCCUAAAACUCAUCCACUAGUCAAAAAGCCUUUCUAA